GGCUUUGAGAUCCAGUGGCGUUAAAUAGGAUGGUGUGCCAUGGACAGGAUGAGGCAAAAUCUUGAGCUUCUCAGAUCUCAUCCUUCGGGAGCGUUUCAAACAUAGAGAACCUUUUCAGAAUUUAGGUCUCUUUAAAGCAGAGUUGUGCUAAAAAGGUAGCUAUUUCUAGCUGAAAACUGUUAUUUUUGUCGAAUUUGGGAUUCUGAAGAGAUCUGUUUGCUGAAUCCAAGCGGAAGGCUACGUGGUACGCAAUUGGGUUUUGUUUGAAUUUGGUGCCAGCAUUUGGAUUAUUUUCUAGGUGGUGGUCAGGACAUUAAGGUCAUAAUGAAGGCUCUCAUAUUGGUUGGUGGUUUCGGAACCCGUCUUCGUCCCUUGACACUGAGUGUCCCCAAGCCUCUGGUGGACUUUGCAAAUAAACCAAUGAUCUUGCACCAGAUAGAAGCACUCAAAGCUACCGGUGUUGAUGAAGUUGUACUAGCCAUCAAUUAUCAGCCUGAGGUUAUGCUAAGCUUCUUGAAGGACUUCGAAUCAAAAAUUGGGAUUAAAAUUACAUGUUCUCAGGAAACUGAGCCCAUGGGUACUGCAGGGCCUUUAGCCCUUGCAAGAGACAAGCUAAUAGAUGGAUCUGGAGCACCAUUUUUUGUUUUGAACAGUGAUGUCAUUAGCGAAUACCCAUUAAAGCAAAUGAUUGAAUUUCAUGCAAAACAUGGAGGGGAAGCAUCUAUCAUGGUGACCAAGGUUGAUGAACCAUCCAAAUAUGGUGUUGUGGUCCUCGAUGAUGAGACAGGGCAGGUAGAGAGGUUUGUGGAGAAGCCCAAAAUUUUUGUUGGCAACAAGAUCAAUGCAGGAAUAUACCUUCUGAACCCUAGUGUUUUAAACCGAAUCUCAUUGAGACCUACAUCCAUAGAAAAGGAAGUGUUCCCAAAAAUUGCAGACGAGAAGAAGCUAUUUGCUAUGGUCUUGCCUGGUUUCUGGAUGGAUAUUGGGCAACCCAAAGACUAUAUUUCAGGCUUGAGGUUGUAUCUAGAUUCUCUUCGGAGAAAAUUCUCUGAAAAGUUAGCAAAUGGAUCUCACAUUGUUGGAAAUGUGAUAAUUGACAAUACUGCAAAGGUAGGUGAUGGUUGCUUGAUUGGGCCAGAUGUGGCGAUUGGCCCAGGUUGUGUGAUUGAGGCAGGGGUGAGAUUGUCACGUUGCACCAUUAUGCGUGGGGUUCGCAUUAAGAAGCAUGCUUGUGUCUCUGGCAGCAUCAUUGGUUGGCAUUCUACUGUUGGUCAGUGGGCUCGGGUUGAAAACAUGACUAUAUUGGGAGAGGAUGUGCAUGUUUCUGAUGAGGUAUACAGCAAUGGAGGAGUGGUGCUUCCCCAUAAGGAAAUUAAAUCCAGUAUUCUCAAGCCAGAAAUUGUCAUGUGAUCACAGAGCUGAAGCAGUUGCAGUUGACUACUCGAUGAAGUAAUAAUGAUGCCCAUGUUGUAGAUUUGGGGGCUGAUUCACUACGGCUAUGUCUUCUUCUCUUCCAUUCUGUUUUUUCUUUGUUUUCUGGAGAGAGGAUGCGGGGUUCAGAUUAGACUUGCACUUUGUUAUGUAAUCUUCCACUACUUGGCAGUGGAAAUAUUGUUUAGAGCAUUGGAGGGGGGAAUUAAUUUACUUACAGAGUACUGUGCAUUAAUUAUCGUGCUUGUUUGUGGUUGCAUCCACUUGUAGAUAAGGAUUUGAGCAGGCAAGGGUUUGUAACAGCUCUCAAGUUAAAAUGAUAUUGAAUAAUUAUAUCCAGAUCAGGAUUUGUAAUAUCAA
Messenger RNA from Cryptomeria japonica (Japanese cedar), 1791 nucleotides. Its product is annotated as mannose-1-phosphate guanylyltransferase 1. Gene Ontology annotation, cellular component: cytoplasm. Gene Ontology annotation, molecular function: mannose-1-phosphate guanylyltransferase (GTP) activity; GTP binding. The record is from RefSeq and is a predicted model, not a curated record. Bases 325 to 1410 code for a protein of 361 amino acids. Lineage: Eukaryota; Viridiplantae; Streptophyta; Pinopsida; Cupressales; Cupressaceae. The transcript has 5 exons. Gene Ontology annotation, biological process: cell wall mannoprotein biosynthetic process; GDP-mannose biosynthetic process.